This is a messenger RNA of Emiliania huxleyi CCMP1516, 639 nucleotides long. Its product is annotated as putative endopeptidase Clp. The coding region runs from base 1 to 639 and encodes 212 amino acids. The transcript has a single exon. Gene Ontology annotation, molecular function: ATP-dependent peptidase activity; ATPase binding; serine-type endopeptidase activity. Gene Ontology annotation, cellular component: endopeptidase Clp complex. Gene Ontology annotation, biological process: protein quality control for misfolded or incompletely synthesized proteins. The record is from RefSeq and is a predicted model, not a curated record. Lineage: Eukaryota; Haptophyta; Isochrysidales; Noelaerhabdaceae.
AUGGCCGCCGGCGCCGCCGGCGUGCAGCAGAUUGACGGCGUGCGGGUCGGCCCGCCUCCCGACCUGCCCUCGCUGCUGCUGAACAACCGGAUCGUCUACGUUGGGGCGCCGCUGGUUCCGUCGGUGACGGAGCUGGUCGUGGCGCAGCUGCUCUUCCUCAACUACGAGACGCGAGAGAAGCCCGUCUACAUGUACAUCAAUUCGGUGGGCUCCGCGGGCGUCGCGUUUGAGACCGAGGCGUUUGCGAUCGCUGACACGAUGAACUACGUGGGCCCCGAGAUCGAGACGAUCUGCAUCGGCACAGCAUUCGGCACGGCGGCGAUGCUGCUCGCCAACGGUGUCAAGGGCAAGCGCGCCUGCCUGCCGAACGCCUCCAUCAUGCUCUCGCAGCCGCGCUCGCAGGCGCGUGGACAGGCGUCUGACAUCAAGAUCAAGGCGACCGAAGUGCUCAAGGCGCGCAACGCGAUCAACGAGCUGCUCGCGGAGAAGACGGGACAGCCGCUCGAGAAGAUCACCGCCGACUCGAUGCGCACAAAGUACCUCGAGCCCGACCAGGCCGUGUCGUACGGGCUGAUAGACAAGGUUCUGCGCUCGGAGAACGACCUGCCGCAGAAGCCAACGUUUCUCGGCCAGCUCUGA